GCCGAGGAGCAAGGCAAGGUAAGGUAAUCGACAAGUCACCUCACUCACUGACUGUACCUCUUUGAAACCACCUUCUACCUUCUGACUUGUUCAACCUCCAACCAACUCGACCUCUUUGUCUUUUUUUGCUCUCUUUCCGAUCGCCUUUCUCGCUCAAGUCAACCUCACGUCUCUUUAUCACCUUAAUCUAUCACUUUACUGCUCGGCGUGUCUUUGUUGCGUCAUUCUACUGAUACUGCUGCCAUCUCCUCCCCAAACGCCGUCAUCUUCCCUCCCUCCGCUGCCGUUCUCGACUCGGCCAACCGCUCGUCACACACACAUACAGUACCCCUCGUUUCAUCUUGGGUUGCUUGUUCGUCUCUGUCUAGAUACUCUAAGCAACCUCAACAUCGCACAUACAAUGUCGUCCUCUAUCGCCAUUCCCGCUGGCCCCUCGGCUACCCGUCCAUUCCAUAAGGGCACCGGCUCUUCUCCAAACAGCCCGUUUGGCACUCCUUCGUCUUCUCCUCCGUCGGCCGGAAAGGACAAGGCCCUGCACAACCGCCGUCCAAGCCUCCUGAGCUCUUCACUCUCCAAGCAAGAAUGCACCGUCAUUAAUGUCGGCGAUCCGGAAGGCACUCCCCGGCUGAUCUCCUACCUCUCCUCCAGCCAGGGUUUCGCCUGGAAUCCCGAAAUCUUUCUCCCAUCUUAUAUCGACUGCGACUAUGUUCCCCUCGAGAACCGCCGGGACCCGGUCCACGAGAUCAUUCUGACCGACGACGAGUCCAAGAACUUGCUACCUCACUAAACCGCCCGACAUUAUAUCGUCGCAGGCCAGGCCAUGAUAGACAUUUCCUUCUCACGAGAUUCCUGAUUCAAUGACAGGCCUGCUAUUAUUCAAAUAUUGAUUUAACGGCGUUACGAUUCCCGCGGCUAUUUUCUUUUCUUUUCUUUUCUUUACUUUACCUUGCUUGCCUUUCCUCUCAGUCAGGCAAGACAUGACACUUGUUUUAGGCCUGUCGACGCAUGGGCAUUGUUCGGUGGAGUAUGAUUUCGGGACAGGGUCCCUGGUCAAUCGGCUUGACAGCCUCACUUUUAGGUUUUGGCUUUGGCGGAGUAGACAAGACAUGGCAAGGCAUCCAUCACCUCAGCGUCCGGCACAUUCGGUAUCCAUCUUGGGAAUUGGAUUGGGGGGAGCGCCUGGAUUCGCGGGCUAAAAGGAAGAGGUUGUUUUCACUUCUUGGGGGUCUUGAGACCAAACUGUUUCAUUCUUUUUCCUCACUAAUUCUGCGGCUGGACUGUUUUGUUCUUGAGGGAUGGUGGCGUUGAGGCACGGUAGGGCGGUGUUUCUUUGUUUGUUUGUAACUCUCCUCAAUUCACAUGACUUAACUUGAUCAUCGCUCAAAUGACACCUGCGAUGUUGAUCGCGUCCCCGCUGGCGCCAAUCACCGACGGCCGAUAUGAGCCCGCCCCCUACCGAGAACCCGCCCGGACCGGAGCUGACUGUACGGGGCCGGUCGGGGGAACCUUGAUGUCAUUCAAGGCCAGCCCAAGAAGCAAGUUCCGUCUUAGGUAGACUAUUGGUGGUCGACGUCAGAUUGACAGAGACCAAGUCUCUCAUCAUUCUCGCACGGAGUAUGUUGGAUUGCAUUACGCUACGGAUCUUUGUCAAAUCGGUUUGAGGGCACGGUCACGAGUCUAUGACCAAUUACCAACAACGAUUAACUUUGUUUCCAUACCGGCCAGUUCCCGGUAUCUGACUCAACCAACAUCCAUCACCAAGAGCGCCAUGGUGCAAACAUUACCAUCACAGCACUUUCGCAUCUUGGGCAGCGAUUAUAUGUCUCAAUCGAUAAUGAGGCCUGCAAUUCCGGGUGGCCUCGUUCUACAGGGUCCACCUUUUACACCACAGUCGGUGAGAUCUCAAUAACGAUGACUGGGAACAGCUCUGGGUGUCAUGAUGAGCACAGUUUGCGAGCCUAUCAAGCACAUACGACCAUAGCUCGUAGAAAAUACGGGAUCCCGUCUGCUCUCCCAUAGUCAAGCUGCGAAGCGCUGGAUUAGUAGUUGGGUCGGUGACGACCAGCGAAUCCCCGGUGUUGUAUGUUUUUUUUUGUUGUUUUUGAUGCUUGUCCGGGACUGAUUAUUGUCUUUUUAGUAGCGGUUAGAGAGGUAGAUGCAAUGCUAUAGAGUCAACGGCAGAGUAGUAUGGGCUUAUGAAAAUUGACUCUUAAGGUGUUGUUAAAUGCCUUGCUUCUUGAAUAAUUGUUUAUGUGCCCGAUUUUGAUUCCGGUCCGAACCGUUUCACAGAGUCGGUGCCGGUGGUGGGGCUCCGGUACCGUUUCCCCGAUCCAUCCGCCGGGCCGCCUGAAAGAAUUGAGCGUCUAGUGAGGCGCACUCCCUUCCAAAAACACAGACUCCCUGUAAUGCAAGCUCAAGUAUGAUCAAUGAUCAAGUCUCAGUUUCGGGGUGCUUGCUGUAACUGCAAGGCAUCAAGAUAUUGGCGGUACCUUUCCAAUGCCUUCCCAGAUCCUAAGCUGGACGGCGCUCGUAUUAAGGACUUCCACGGAGCCAUACAUGUUAGUUCGUACCUCGUGUUUCUCGAAACUGUCUGCAAUCUUUUCACCACCCUCUUCAAAUGCCGUACACUCCCUCGUCUGCAUUAAUUCAUUGUAGUAUGAUUCCAUGAAAGCGUCAUCCUCCACUUCGACAUCUUCCCCCCCUCGCCUCUCCUGAUCCUCACGGUAGAACGGAUUGGCAGCGAACUCACUGGCGAUGUCCAUAGGUGCCAGCUCGGCUCUGGGUCAAGGCUCUUGUAGACAUUCUCGUAAUCGCAGACAAUCGCAGCCGCCGCGCACUGCCGUCUUCAUCUCAGACACCUUCAUGGCAAGAAGACCAAGCAUAUCUGGCUGCGGUUGUAGGGGCCACCAGAUGAUGUAGGGCAUCGGGACUCCUGGUGGCCAGCCUUCUUCGAAUGCGGAAGCGUCGUUGAGCAUGAUUCGACGUGCCAUUAUGGCUCGCUGAAUAUCCCACACGUAUGGGGAAGACCUAGCAUAGAUGGUGUCGUUCUUGAUCUGGUCCGCCCACCAGCGAGCAUACAUAGUGUGAUGUAUGAUACCACGGAUGACACAGUCUUGGUCUAGUUGCGUUAAUGUUCUUCCAGACUUGGCGAGCUGGGCAUAGCGUUCGAUGUUGCCGUCGUGGGCUGCCAUCUGUGUCAACAAAGUCUUUUUCACCGUCGGCAGAUCGCGAGGCAGAGGGUUAUAGAGCAGCUUCGCCUCGUUAUCGGUCAGCAUAUCAUGCCUUUCAUCUAAUUCUUGGACUUCGAGGCCGAGAUGCAUGUCCUCUUCGGUGCAUGGGAGAAGGUCGUCAUUGAAGCGGCGUGCAAUGCCUCGUAGAGCUGUCAAGCGCCAUCGCACUUAGGUGUUACCGUUGAGAUACACCGGGCAUACAUAGUCCAUCAAUUCUACCGUGCGUUUGCAGUCGUCCAUGAUGACAUAGCGAUAUUUGAAACUCAUGAUCUCGUCAUAGAUGAGUUUCCCGCCAUCUGUCUCGCUUUCUCGCCCCUCUUCAGCGAUGGACACUUCAGGCAGGAGAUCAAGCUCCUGGUAGAGGGCGUGAUAACCUGCUGCAGCACACGCACGGCCGACCUGAUAGCGCAUGUCGGGGAAUCCAGAGGCCAUUGAGCGGUAGGCAUCCUCGGUGGCCAUGUCGGGAUGCCAUAUACAGUAUGGCUGCUCCUCUGCCGUCAUCCGCUCCGGUAUGUCGUUGCUCAUGAUGCGGCGAGCGUUGCGGGCUCGAGCGACCAGAGGCAUUGAAGAGCUGAGGCGUUUGACGAGGUCACUCAUGGCCAAGUGGUAGUGCAGACGAACACCUCAGAUAAGGGCUGCACGACUAUCACGGUCUUCGAGAAGCUUCGGCACUCCAUCACCACGUAUGGCCUUUUCCUGAUCCUGUCGAAGUUCCAGGCGGUCCAUCAUUUUUUCCCUCUUAGACGGUAAGUGAUAGUGAUGAGGCAAAACUUUAGAAUUUGGGUCGUUUGUUUGUUAAUCGAUAAUGAUAUGAGAGGGCAUAAAUAUUCUUGCCAAGGAUGACAGCAAUAUCCGGCGCCCUCCUCUUCGAAGCCUUCAGCUCCAUAGAUCCACAAUAUGCCUCAAGGAGCGAGAAUAUUCAAGACUUGAACAGAUGAUACGAAAACAAACUUAGCAGAGAGCCCCCUUAAGCUUAGGCUAGACUUAUCUAAAUGAUUUUAUCGCUCAGGG
Molecule: messenger RNA, 4241 nt
Organism: Fusarium verticillioides 7600
Lineage: Eukaryota; Fungi; Ascomycota; Sordariomycetes; Hypocreales; Nectriaceae
Exons: 4
Coding region: 401-787 (128 amino acids)
Source: RefSeq, a predicted model, not a curated record